This is a messenger RNA of Auxenochlorella protothecoides, 714 nucleotides long. RefSeq names its product Lin-54-like protein. NCBI's taxonomy places the organism in Eukaryota, Viridiplantae, Chlorophyta, Trebouxiophyceae, Chlorellales, Chlorellaceae. The transcript is spliced from 7 exons. Bases 1 to 714 code for a protein of 237 amino acids. Gene Ontology annotation, biological process: regulation of DNA-templated transcription. Gene Ontology annotation, cellular component: nucleus. The record is from RefSeq and is a predicted model, not a curated record.
AUGGCGCUGCCGCAGUCGCCGGCCUGCGUGUCGCUGGCGCGUGGAGGGCGCGGCACCGCCGGCCCGGCCCUGCUGCCCAUCACGCAGCUGCGGCGGGAGGGCAGCGGCGCGGAGGCCGCGGCCGUGGCCAGCCUCUCGCGCCACCUCUCCGCCCCCGCGCCGCCCACCGAGCGCCAGAGCCGGUUGCUGGACAGCCCCGCGGCUGCAUCAGGCCGGUCCCAAGGGGACCGAUGCUCGCCAGACGGCACCGCGGACGGAGCCUCGGAGGGUAUGGGCGAGGCGCUGUCCUCGCUCUUCCCCUUCCCAACAGGCGCGCGGAAGUGCAACUGCAAAAAGUCCAAGUGCCUCAAGCUCUACUGCGACUGCUUCGCGGGCAACGGCUUCUGCGGACCCGCCUGCACCUGCGUCAGCUGCGCCAACCGGGAAGACAAUCGGGGUGCUGUGCAGCAGCAGCGCGAGGCCAUCCUGAUCCGGAACCCGAACGCCUUUGAUCAAAAGAUCGCGGCGGUGGACGUGGAGUCGGGCGUGCAGCACCGCCGCGGCUGCAACUGCAAGAAGUCCGGCUGCAUCAAGAAGUACUGCGAGUGCUUCCAGGCGGGCAUCGCCUGUGGCGAGCAUUGCAAGGACGGGAGCGUGGCUGCGCUGGCGGCCGACACCCACCUGCUGUUGGACACGCCGCUGGGGCCGGAGGGCCUGCUCCCCGCUCCGCUCUGA